Messenger RNA from Diprion similis, 817 nucleotides. RefSeq lists its product as uncharacterized. The record is from RefSeq and is a predicted model, not a curated record. The transcript is spliced from 2 exons. NCBI's taxonomy places the organism in Eukaryota, Metazoa, Arthropoda, Insecta, Hymenoptera, Diprionidae. The coding region runs from base 411 to 698 and encodes 95 amino acids.
CCCACGUUGUUGUCACGACGUCGUUCAUCACGUGCCUUGGGUCGGCCUGAAUGUCUCCUUCGUUCUUUCUUUUUUUUUUAUUAGUGGAUCCCGUUAGCGAGCCUCGGCGUUCUCUCGUGUACGAUCAUAGUCAGUUGGUUCAUUCUGUACGGAGUGUGCAGCCAAUCAGCGUUUUGGUUACUCCUUGCUCAAAGCUUGACACAGCGAUAUAUUCCGUUGACGUUUAAAUCUGAUCAAUUUUACUCAAGCCUCGGUGGUGCGCGAACGACUAGUCGACUUUCCUCGCUUUCCUCGAUCAAAAGAACCAGCAAUAAAAACCGGCAGAAACUGCAGUUCUUCGUAUCAUAUAUUUCGACUCACAAUCAAUUCUCAUCGAUAAUCUCUCAUUGUGGAGCUUUAGAUCACCGAACAUGAAGCUCAGAUCAUCGCUUUUGAUUCUUCUGUUCGUUUUACUAACGAUCGAACUUGGGGAGGGAAAAACCAAGAAGAAGACGAAGCAGCUCGCUCUUCAAACCAGGGAGACAAACGUGGUGAACUUUGUUCGGCUGGUGGUGAUGCGGCUGGUAUUUGGAGUGGCCUCAGCGUUGGGAUUGCGAGAGAAUCUUUCCGGGGUCCUAGGAGGAAUAUUCGUUCCUCCAGGUGCAGACGAUUACGGCGAUUAUGGCGGAGACGAUGACUACACGGAGGGAUUUUUAUAAAAUUUGCAAUCAGAGAGAAGCCUGAACACGGAGAGCAAAGUGCAAAUAACGGUCACCCACGAUUCGGAGUUUCAAAUCCAUUGAUGUAAUUUUAUUCAAAUAGCUGAUUCGUACGUCGA